GAUAUAAUGAUUAGAGAAUAGCCAGAGUGACACGUUGCACAUAAUCAAGAGAACGUUUCCAGGUGGUGGUUUCUGAAAUUGCUCAGUGAGUACACCUAAUUAACCUGAUUUUUUGGUGGUAAUCACACACAAUGGAAUCAAAUAAAAAAUCCGGGGAUGGAUUGACCGGCACACAGAAAGAAGCUGCCCUUCGCACUUUAAUUCAGCGCACAGGAUAUAGUUUGAUUCAGGAAAAUGGUCAACGAAAAUACGGAGGGCCACCACCAGAUUGGGAUGGACCACCACCAGAACGAGGCUGUGAGAUUUUCAUUGGAAAACUUCCCCGAGAUCUCUUUGAAGAUGAACUUAUUCCAUUAUGUGAAAAAGUUGGUAAAAUCUAUGAGAUGCGGAUGAUGAUGGAUUUCAGUGGAAAUAACAGGGGAUAUGCCUUUGUAACCUUCUGCAAUAAACAAGAGGCAAAAAAUGCAAUCAAGCAACUGAACAAUUAUGAAAUUCGGGAUGGUCGGUUACUUGGUGUUUGUGCCAGUGUGGACAACUGCCGCUUAUUUGUAGGAGGAAUUCCAAAAACCAAGAAAAGGGAAGAAAUUUUAGCCGAAAUGCGGAAAGUGACGGAGGGUGUGGUUGAUGUCAUUGUGUACCCCAGUGCAGCUGAUAAAGCAAAAAACCGGGGGUUUGCUUUUGUGGAAUAUGGAAGCCAUAGAGCAGCAGCUAUGGCAAGACGAAAACUGCUCCCAGGACGGAUACAAUUAUGGGGACAUCCGAUUGCUGUAGAUUGGGCAGAACCAGAAGUUGAGGUUGAUGAAGAUACAAUGUCAUCCGUUAAAAUCCUCUAUGUGCGAAAUCUUAUGUUAUCUACUACUGAAGAAACAAUUGAAAAAGAAUUCAACAACAUUAAGCCAGGUUCAGUGGAACGUGUGAAGAAAAUUAGAGACUAUGCGUUUGUGCACUUUAAUAAUCGAGAAGAUGCUGUGGAAGCCAUGAACAUCUUAAAUGGCAAGGUGUUGGAUGGCUCUCCCAUUGAAGUUACAUUAGCAAAGCCAGUUGACAAAGACAGUUAUGUUAGAUACACCAGAGGUACAGGAGGACGAGGACCAGCAUUGCCAGAAUUUACUUACACCUUUGGCCAUGUCUAUGAUCCUGCCACAUCUUAUCUAGGAGCUCCAGUUUUCUAUGCACCACAAGCCUAUGCUGCCAUUCCCAGCCUUCAUUUUCCUGCUGCUAAAGGCCAUCUCACCAACAGAGGCAUUAUUAGGCCUUCAUCCAUUAGAGAAAUUUACAUGAAUGUACCUGUAGGGGCUGCUGGAAUUAGAGGACUAGGCGGUCGAGGCUACUUGGCUAAUCCUGCCCUGGGUCGUGGAUACCAGCUGAAAGGAGAAAAAAGAGGGGAGGACAAACUCUAUGACCUUUUGCCUGGAAUGGAGCUUACGCCAAUGAAUCACGUCAGUUUAAAGCCACAAGGAAUUAAACUUGCUCCACAGAUAUUAGAAGAAAUCUGCCAGAAGAAUAACUGGGGACAACCUGUUUACCAACUUUAUUCUGCCAUUGGACAAAACCAAAGACAACUCUUCUUAUAUAAAAUCAAUAUCCCUGCCCUCGCCACUCAGAAUCCUACAAUACAUCCCUUCACACCACCAAAGCUAAGUGCCUAUGUAGAUGAAGCCAAAACAUACGCAGCAGAACAUACUCUUCAGACACUGGGGAUUCCCACUGAAGGAGCAGAAAACUCUGCCACUAAUGUACCGUUUCCUGGUAUAAUCUGGAAGCACCAUUCAGCUAUGAAGGGGACCAAAAGGACAAUAAGGAUUGGCAAUGAGGACAGCCCAUUUUAUUCAGGACUUCAGAUGGCUACCUUGAAGUCUUCUUUCCUUUUUCUCCAUAUGAAAAAGCGCUAUCUGGAUAACCUUGGGACAGAUACUCUCUCCUUAAGAAGAAGAUGGACUUCUGACAAACCACUUCUGACAGCUGCAAAUUCUCAACUCCACCACACUAUACGAAAUCUUCCUCCUGCACAUCCACAAUCUGGUGCUAUCAAUGUUUUUCCUUUUAAGACUGGAGACUGCCUUAAUGUCCCAGGGGAGAAACCGAGAAGGAAUUGCUCAGCCUGGGUACUUCAAGACUUGGAAGUCAAACACACACAACCAGACAGAAACAACAAAGAGGUCACUGUUUUAAUACAGCAUUCAGAAAGCAGCAAAUGAAAUACGGUUCAGGAUCCUUAAAUGGAAGCAAGGGAUUUUUAGAAACGAUCUCAUUAGUUCCCUGUUUGUGUAUAACUGGAAUGACAAUGCCUUUCUGAUCUUGUACCUACAUAGCUGCUGAAUCCAGCAAUCCGGCCAAAGUCUGAGAACAGUUUGGUAGGUGUUCAUCCAGCCUUCAGUAGCAAAGAAGCAGCUAAUAAGAGACUCUUUUAGCAGGUGACACCUUCAAUAAAAUGCCCUUUCCAGAAGGGCAAAUCUGGAGCUUGCUUUCUUGUUGCUUUUGACUUUGCCACUGACAACUUAUCAUGUUUAAAACUAUUUUUAAAUUGUUGUGAUGUACUGCUUUAUUGUUUGGGUUUUUAAAAUUAAUUUACAUUGACCACUGUGAUGGGAGAGCUUACUCCACAACACUAACAAUGAUGGUUUAUCAGUUCAGGAAGACAGAAAGUCACACUGAGUCCCUGGUCUUUUGCACCUAGAUGAGCUAAGAGCAAAAGAAACAAGUGACAUUGAGUUUAUGGAGCAUGUUGAGAUCAAACACAGUUCAAACAUGGACAUGCAUAGGCAGAAGCUCUCCAAUACAGAAAAAAAAAAUGCAACUGAUAAGGAAAUAGCUACAAAAAGAGACCUGGAUAUCCUUCAUCACUACAGACACAUUCCUAGAAAGGAAAUAGAGCAGCUCUGAAUCUCACCUAAGCCAAGAUCUAAGAUGGUAACCUUGCACCUGCAGAUGGAAGUUAUAAGGAAGCGUGGAAAAGCAUAGCCUUGAAUCCUUUCUUAGCAUAUGUAAUCCUCUAUUUGUAUAAGGAUAUGUAUCUACGAUUAUACAAUAUAAUUGAUACAAUCUGUGUUCUUUUUCUAAACUUUUCACCUCAGUGAAAGGAUGGAUGCAUUGUUUUAGAAAUAAACUGCUAAGUUUCAGAGAAGGCUCUCUUGAUCUGCUCAGAAAGCACAACCGAAAUAAGAUAUUGUAAUAAUAUGCUGAUCUUCUUGUACUGUUUGUGCAGCUUUCCCUGUUCUUUAGAUAUUAGUUUUUAAUUCUAGCAUUUUUCCUUUCCUCACACCUUUGCUUAUUUUUUUUUUUUUAAUUCUUUGGUUUUAUGGGUGGGGGUUCUAAGGUGGAGGACAAGAUGAUGUCUGUGGCUGUGCUUUUGAACCUUUGCUUCUUUUUUUUGCAUACAAGGCAGAUGAAUUGCAGAUGAUUUUUCAGUAAUAAAACACAGUAUUUAAAAAGCAAA
Molecule: messenger RNA, 3436 nt
Organism: Crotalus tigris (Tiger rattlesnake)
Lineage: Eukaryota; Metazoa; Chordata; Lepidosauria; Squamata; Viperidae
Gene: A1CF
Product: APOBEC1 complementation factor
Exons: 14
Coding region: 132-2198 (688 amino acids)
Cellular component (GO): nucleus
Molecular function (GO): mRNA binding
Source: RefSeq, a predicted model, not a curated record